Carlito syrichta (Philippine tarsier) is the source of this 2591-nucleotide messenger RNA. Its product is annotated as solute carrier family 23 member 1. Gene Ontology annotation, cellular component: membrane. The transcript is spliced from 14 exons. The record is from RefSeq and is a predicted model, not a curated record. Bases 111 to 1703 code for a protein of 530 amino acids. Gene Ontology annotation, molecular function: transmembrane transporter activity. NCBI's taxonomy places the organism in Eukaryota, Metazoa, Chordata, Mammalia, Primates, Tarsiidae. Gene Ontology annotation, biological process: transmembrane transport.
GUCCAACGACUUUGGGAACCUGGGAGCAAGAACCCAGAGGGAGGGGAGAGGAUAGGCGGACAGAGGAGCAGGCUGGAGGUCGGACAGGCAGCCGGAUUCAGGUCUGUGGCAUGAAGCUGCUGCCCAGCUGGAGAUCGGUGCUACCCAUGGGCCCUUCACGUAGGGCCUGGCCAUGGACACAGCAACCCACAAGAACUGCUCGAAACUGUGCCCCAAAGAUGAGGGCCCAGGAGGACGCUGAGGGCCAGACACAGCAUGAGCCCACCAGGGACCUCCCGGUGCCCUCACUCACAGAGCCCAAGUCUGAUAUGUUGUACAAGAUUGAGGACGUGCCGCCUUGGUACCUCUGCAUCCUGCUGGGCUUCCAGCAUUACCUGACAUGCUUCAGCGGCACCAUUGCCGUGCCCUUCCUCCUGGCGGAGGCGCUGUGUGUGGGCCGUGAUCAGCACAUGGUCAGUCAGCUCAUCGGCACCAUCUUCACGUGCGUGGGCAUCACCACCCUCAUCCAGACCACGCUGGGCAUCCGGCUGCCGCUGUUCCAGGCCAGCGCCUUUGCAUUUCUGGUUCCGGCCAAAGCCAUCCUGGCCCUGGAGAGAUGGAAAUGCCCUCCGGAAGAGGAGAUCUACGGUAACUGGAGUCUGCCCCUGAACACCUCGCAUGUCUGGCACCCACGGAUUCUGGAGGUCCAAGGUGCAAUCAUGGUGUCCAGCAUGAUAGAGGUGGUAAUUGGGUUGAUGGGACUGCCUGGGGCCCUGCUCAGCUACAUCGGGCCGCUCACGGUCACCCCCACUGUCUCCCUCAUUGGCCUCUCUGUCUUCCAAGCUGCUGGCGACCGAGCUGGCUCCCACUGGGGCAUCUCGGCUUGCUCCAUUCUCCUGAUCGUCCUCUUCUCCCAGUACCUGCGCAACCUCACCUUCCUGCUGCCUGUCUACCGCUGGGGCAAGGGCCUCACGCUCUUCCGCAUCCAGAUCUUCAAGAUGUUUCCUAUCGUGCUGGCCAUCAUGACCGUGUGGCUGCUCUGCUACGUGCUGACGCUGACGGACGUGCUGCCCGCGGACCCGGCCGUCUACGGCUUCCAGGCACGAACCGACGCCCGCGGGGACAUCAUGGCGAUCGCGCCCUGGAUCCGCAUCCCUUACCCCUACAAAGCUUCGCUCCAGCUUCAGGACUCUGAGCGGCCCAGAUGCGCUCCGUCAGGCAAUCCUCUCACCUCUGCCUCCCAAAGUGCUAGGAUUAUAGACUUGAGCCACUGCACUCGGCCAAAAGUAUCUGUUUCACGGAGCUGUUUUGCAAAUGAAGUGAGCUCAUGGUGGCUCAAGUGGGACCAUGAUGCCCACUGGCCAUUGGUCUGUUCCACAGGCAUUCCUGAAGUGGAUCAGAUUCUGACUGUGCUGCUGACGACGGAGAUGUUUGUGGGCGGGUGCCUUGCUUUCAUACUCGACAACACAGUGCCAGGGAGCCCAGAGGAACGUGGUCUGAUACAGUGGAAAGCCGGGGCUCAUGCCAACAGUGACACUUCUAGCAGUCUCAAAAGCUAUGACUUCCCCAUUGGGAUGGACAUGGUAAAAAGGAUUGCCUUUCUGAAAUAUGUUCCUAUCUGCCCAGUCUUCAAAGGAUUUUCUUCAAGGACAAAAGAUCAGCUUCCAGUUCCAGAAGACACUCCAGAAACUACAGAAACUGGGUCCGUGUGCACCAAGGUCUGAAAAAAUUUCUUCCAGGAAAGGAAGCAUGGUAUAUAACAGGAAAAGAAAACUACUGGGGAGCCAGAAGACCUAAGUCUGAAACCCCAGCUCUGCCUCUAACUUCUAUGUAAGCUUAGAGAAGUCACCUUCUUUGGGAUUCUUUUUUUUUUUAAAGGGAGAAAUGAGCCAAAAUCUCUAAGAGCCUUAGAGACUUGUAUCAACAGUGUUCUGUCUCUAACUCUUUACUGUCCCGAGUAGACCUGUGAGUGUACAAGAAGAAUAGCUGAAAAUUUCCCUUGAUCACAUUUUAGAUUGCAAGUUAGUAAAGACGAAAAGAAAUCAGGGCCUGAAGUGCAGGCAUGCUGGCAGGCUUUUACAGUGAAUUUGACCCUACAUUAUUUUACUUUAAGACCAAUGCAUAACAUUAAACAGCAUGUUGGAGCAAUAAUUUUACUUUUGUAAUUUGUACACAGUAAUUUCCUUGGUCAGGAUAUAUUCUACCUUCCACCAAGGGAAAUGUACCUACACUCCAGAAGUGUGAAAAUUUUUUUUUAAAAGCAGUGUUCUUAAAUGUACAAUCUUUUGGCAAGUACAGAAAAAUAAGAAUGAAGCAAAGCAAAUAAAGCAAAUAGACAAACUAGUUUCUGUACUACGUCUAGAUUAAAGUUAUACAUUAUGCCCAGCUUUACUCAGCAGGGCAACCAGGAUUAUUUGUGGUGUGACUUAAUGGAGCCAUAAGCAAGCAUGACCCUACACUGUUCAGAUCAUACAUCUGGCUCAAUUGGGUUACCUCAUUACUGCAGCAAAGGCUAUAUCGCAACAUAAACUUCAAUGCUCUCUACAUCAUUCAUUUUUUUUUUUUUUGAGUUGGAGUCUAAUUCUGUUGCCCAGGCUGGAGUGCAGUGGCAU